GGCACUUGCACUUGCACUUGCGCUUGCGCUUGCACUUGCAGCCAGAGAUAUAGAGAGAGAGAGAGAGAGAGAGAGAGAGAGAGGGAGACGACACCGAUGCUAUGCGCCAUUAAAGAUCGGACAACGUGUUUUCUCAAGGUCCUGGAGCUCUGGGCUGAAGGGCGAGGUCGGGGCUAUGGCGAGUGAGGAGGUGCUGUUCGUGAUAAUUCACGGGUGAACUUCCGGAGCACUCGCGGGUUCAUCUGAAGAUCUCGCAGGGUAGCUCUUGAUCCGGCUCCGUAAUGUUUUAGCUUAACGGAACGACGUGAUUUUCGAAGAGCUUCGAAAAUUCGAUAGUGGUGACGGGACAGAAAGAAGCUUCAAUUCGGCUUUUGCAUGUGGUGAAUUGGGACCGGAAUUGCUGUCUCCACGCAACUAUUAGCACCUUCUUGACAUCUUUUAGUGGAGAGUUUAGUGAGUAACAUUUGAAUCAGAGAUCCUGUGGUGGGCUUGUAGACAUCUUGGUUUGUGUCCAGCUGAGUCAAUUCCUUGUGCUGAGUGGUCAAUAUGGCUACUUGGGAAGCUUUCGGAGAGAUUGCGAAUGUGGCCCAACUCACGGGCCUCGAUGCCGUCCGGCUGAUUGGGAUGAUCGUGAAGGCCGCCAACACGGCGCGGAUGCACAAGAAGAAUUGCAGGCAGUUCGCUCAGCACCUGAAGCUGAUCGGCAACUUGCUGGAGCAGCUCAAGAUCUCCGAGCUCAAGAGGUACCCGGAGACGAGGGAGCCUAUCGAGCAGCUCGAGGACGCGCUGCGGAGGUCUUACAUCUUGGUCAACAGUUGCCAGGACCGGAGUUACCUCUAUCUGUUGGCCAUGGGGUGGAACAUCGUGUAUCAGUUCAGGAGGGCUCAGAACGAGAUCGACCGGUACUUGAAGCUCGUCCCCCUCAUUACUCUCGUGGACAAUGCUCGAGUUCGGGAAAGGUUGGAAGUUAUUGAGAGGGAUCAACGAGAAUACACGUUGGACGAUGAGGAUCAGAAGGUGCAAAGUGUAAUCUUAACGCAUGAGCCUUCGAGAAAUGAAACCAUGAUGCUGAAGAAGACUCUGUCCUGUUCCUAUCCAAACCUCUGUUUCAAUGAGGCUCUGAAGAAGGAGAACGAGAAGCUUCAACUGGAACUUCAACGGUCACAGGCAAAUUUGGAUAUGAGUCAGUGUGAAGUAAUUCAGCGCUUACUUGAAGUCACAGAAACUGUUGCCUCAAAUUCACUCCUUGAUGAUGGUUCACCACUCAAAGAAUCCAAGAGAAAGGAGAAAAAUACCUCUGACGCUGAUAGUGACAGAGAACAUUCCGCUGGUGAAACAUAUCCUAAAAAAAGUUCUGCUAGCAAAACUUCAAGAAGUACAUCAUCAGUCUCCUUGGACCAUGAUCUGCGCCCAUCUAAAGGUUCAUAUGGGCAUUAUGACUGGCACACUGACUUACUGGACUGUUGCUCAGAACCACUUCUAUGCUUUAAAACAUUCUUCUGCCCUUGUGAUACAUUUUCGAAGAUUUCUACUGUGGCAACUAAGAGGCCUAUGAGUGCAGGCGAAGCAUGCAAUGACUUGUUGGCCUAUUCGUUAAUACUGUCCUGCUGUUGCUACACGUGCUGUGUCCGAAGGAAACUCCGCAAGAUGCUGAACAUAACGGGAGGUUGGUUUGAUGAUUUCCUCUCCCAUUUUAUGUGCUGCUGCUGUGCCCUUGUCCAAGAAUGGAGAGAAGUGGAGAUCCGAGGGCUCUGCGGUCCUGAGAAGACGAAAACAAGCCCUCCUCCCUCACAAUACAUGGAAUCUUAAGCAGAACUCGCGAGCGGAGCACAUCGGAUGCCUCGGGAACAUAACAUAGAGGCGAUAUCUAGUCGCCUCCAGGAACUUCUCCAGCAUAACAUACACACACUGUAAAGCAGUUCCUUUAAAAUCUCUCAAACUCGAUAGUCUGGUGUAUCAUAGAAGGAUCCUCGGUGUCGGCCUGCCAUUGUCUUAAAUUUGGUUUUCGCGUCUGUUCAUACCAAAAAUUUGCGACCACACAGGGUGAAUGAGAUCCUUCAAUUAUGUUGUUGUGCU
Syzygium oleosum is the source of this 2076-nucleotide messenger RNA. Its product is annotated as protein MID1-COMPLEMENTING ACTIVITY 1-like. The transcript is spliced from 9 exons. Gene Ontology annotation, biological process: cell surface receptor signaling pathway. The record is from RefSeq and is a predicted model, not a curated record. NCBI's taxonomy places the organism in Eukaryota, Viridiplantae, Streptophyta, Magnoliopsida, Myrtales, Myrtaceae. The coding region runs from base 547 to 1809 and encodes 420 amino acids.